Molecule: messenger RNA, 2850 nt
Organism: Adineta steineri
Lineage: Eukaryota; Metazoa; Rotifera; Eurotatoria; Adinetida; Adinetidae
Source: the annotation of a GenBank genome assembly
AUGAGUGCCAAUUUAGAAUUAGAAGGAUUCAAUGGACUUGGUUCAGCACUUGCACCACGUAUACCUAAUGCUGAAAAUCGAAAUUUAGAAACUAAGAUUGAAUCUAAACAACGUGAUAUUCAAUCAAAACAAAGCGAUAUCGAUGAAAAUGUUACGAAAAUUCAUAUGCUUGAAGAUCAUCUUAAAAAUGUUCAAGAUGAAUUAGGAACAACACAAAGACUUCAUAAUGCUCGUAAACAUGAAGUACAAACUGAAGAACAUAUGAAAAUGUUGAAUGAACGUGAAAUGGGUCGACUUAGACAAGAUAUUUUACGAGUCGAGAAUGAAAUAACAAAUAUAAAAGAUCGUAAAAGUGGUCUAGCGGAUGAAGUUUUUCGUGUAACUCAACAACUUGAUGAAAUGAAAGCACAAAUAAAAUGGGAUCAACAAGCAUUAGAAGCAUGGCUUGAAGAAUCAGCACAAAAGGAUGAAGAUGUUAUGGCAUUAAUGAAAUAUACCAGACAAGAUGAAGCCAAAGUUAAAGAACUUUUGCUUAAAGUUGAACGCAUGACAGACGAAAACAAUAAAAAAAAGCGUGCUGUAGAAAGUGAAGUUAUGGAUACAACUAGUCUUCAGGUUGAACUUGAUAAAACAGCAAGUAAUUUUCGACGUUCUCAUGUUCAACGACAAGACCUCCUCAAACGAUGGGAAGAGAUUAUUGAACAAAUGCAUCAACGAGAUCGUGAUAUUGAUUUAUUAGCUGCUAAAUUAGUCAAAAUCAAAGCUGAAGCUCGUUCUGUUGAAGAACAAAUAAUUGAAAAACGUGAAUUUUAUAAUAAUGAACAAAGAAAUAAUAAUGAACGUCAAUUACAAAUGUCAAUGGCUGAACGACAAGCAGCUAAAUUACGUACACAAUAUGAUGAUGCAGAAAGAAGUCGUGUAUUAUAUGAAAAUGAAUUAUCAGGUUUACGACGUGUUGUUAAACGAACAGAAAAAGAUAAAGAAGCAGCAUAUGCAAUUCUUAGUCAAAUGAAAAAACAAUUAACAGAUCGUCGACAAUAUCUUGAAGAUGUUAAUGUACGUAAACAUGAAUUAAUUGAUAAAAAACGUGAAAUCUUAGAUACAAAAUAUACUGCCGAAGAAAAAGCAAAUAAAAUGGAUAAAUUAUAUUUGGAUGAACAAGAACGUGAACAGGCAUUAAAUAGUCAAUUAAAAUUUUUAUCUGAACGAAUGUUUAAAAUUACACAAGAAGUAUUUGAUUUUAAAGCAAAAGAAAAAAAUUUAGAAGCUGAUACAAGUGGUUCAAUUGUGACUCUUACUAAUUUACAAAUUAAAACACAAAGAUUAGAUCAUGAAGCUUUAAAACAACAAGAAGUACUUUAUCAUCAGGAUUUUGAAAUUCAAUCCCUUGAACGUCGUAUUAAUCGAAUGCAAGGUGAAAAAAGUACUGAAGAACAAGCUGCGUUAGAAAGAAAAAUAAGUGAAUUAGAAGGUGAUUUACAGCGAAAACGUGAUGAUUAUGCAAUGUUAAAUGAUCAACGAAAAAAAAUUGAAGAAGAAACACGACGUUUAACAAAACAUAUAUCGGAAAUUGAUCGUGAUAGAACAAAUGAAACAAAAAAACUUGAAGAACUUGAUUUACAUGCUGAUAAUGCUCAAAGAUUAAUUAGAAAAUUAAAUGAUGAAAAAGAAAAUUUACUUGUCGAUGAACAUUUAAUGCGUAUUGAAAUAAAACGACUUCGUUCUUUACUUAAUUCAAAAUCCGAUAAUGUUAUGGAUCUUGAAACACGUCGAUUACAACUUCAAACAGCUAUUAAAGAACGUCGAAGUGAGAUAGCUAUUCAUCAAUCAACACUUCGUCAACAAUUACGUGAUGAAGAAGGAAGAAAAGGUGAAGUAUCAGCACAAUUACAUGAUCGAAUUGCUAAAAUAGAAAAAUUAAAAAAAAGAUAUGAAAUUGUUAAUAUUUCAAUGGCACCACCUGAAGGAUCACAAGAAGAAGAAACAUCGCAAACUUAUUAUGUUAUUAAAGCUGCUCAAGAAAAGGAAGAAUUACAACGUGCUGGUGAUGAACUUGAUGCAAAAAAUCGUAAAGCAGAACAAGAAUUAUUAGCUUUACAAAAUACUCUUCGUGUUAUCAAUAGUGGAAAUAGUCAAACAAAACAAUCUUUUAAAAAAUUAACUGACUCCAGUGAUGAAAUGACUCGAUUAGAAGAAUUAGAAGAACAAUCAAGACAUUUAACCGAUAAAGUUCGAAUUAAACGAAAAAAAGUGGAAGAUAUCGUCAACGAUCUAAAACGUACUGAACGUGCUCUUGAUGAUUUAACUAAUGUUCAAUCAGCAAGUGAUGAUACAAAUCGUGAGAAACAAUUACAAGUACGAAAAUUAGAUCAAGAUUUGAAAGAAAUGGAAGAAAAAAUAGCUCGUGCUGAUAAGAGUACUUCUUCAAAUAAAAAAGCAGCACGAACUGUUCGUAAUCAAACAGGACCAUUAGUUGAAGAAAAUGAUUUUGAAUUACGUUUAUUAAAAGAAUUUAAUAAAAAACUUGAUACAAUGAUCGAUCAAACUGUUACAAAUGAUCCAGAUGCUAGACAAUAUUAUAAAAUGCUUAAAGAACAAUCUCAUUUAGAUGAUUUAUCAAGUAUAGCAAGUACUCCAUCAAGUGUACGAUCAAGUUCAACACGUAGUUCAGUCUCUCAACAAUCACGUACAUCAUCACGACAACGAGUUCCUGUUUCUUCAGUACAACUUGGUUUAGAUGGAUCAAGACCACCAAGUGGCCCAGGAACACGACAAAGAGCGUCAUCACGUGGCUCAUCAACAGCUAGUUCAGCAUCAGCAUCAUCAUCAACAAAAAGAGUUGUUCGCUAA